This is a messenger RNA of Pteropus alecto (black flying fox), 2107 nucleotides long. It is a transcript of the gene EPGN, whose product is annotated as epithelial mitogen. The transcript is spliced from 6 exons. The record is from RefSeq and is a predicted model, not a curated record. Gene Ontology annotation, biological process: positive regulation of mitotic nuclear division; positive regulation of cell population proliferation; epidermal growth factor receptor signaling pathway. NCBI's taxonomy places the organism in Eukaryota, Metazoa, Chordata, Mammalia, Chiroptera, Pteropodidae. Bases 470 to 931 code for a protein of 153 amino acids.
AUAAAGACGUCACUGAGGCCACCUUACAACACCCAUCUCCCUCAUUCUUCGGGACUGGGGAAAGGACUUUCUGAUGAGAGGAUUGAAGAAGCGAAGGCAGGAGACUCUCCUAUAGAGAGUGUAAGUUGGAUCCAUCAGCAUGAGUUCCAGAGGAAAAGAAGCAUGUGAGAUGACUUAAGAGCAAUUUUCCGGUAUAAAGUUUAACCUGAAACGGUUACAAAAAAAAAAAAUCAAUGUUUCAAAAGAAAACUUGAUCACAUUGGGAGAUAACACAGGUAUCCUAAUCGAGUGUGUGAGCGCCUCAAGGCUUUAUGCUGCUGCCAGAAGCACAUAUUUUUUUGAUUGGUAAGAACUGCCAGAUGACGCUUCAUGAAAUAUAAAUGCAAGAAAGACUCAGAGAGCUCCAUAGAAACCUUCUACCCGUCAGUCUAGGAGGAUAAGAGCAAGAUACUGUUAACAAGUGCAGGAGAUGGCUUUCGGAGUUCCAGUAUCAGUCUAUCUCUUAUUCAACGCAAUGACAGCGUUGACUGAAGAGAUGGCCAUGAAUGCAACACCCACAGUAACAACCCAGCAAAGUAACUGGACAAUUAACAAAACAGAAGCUGACUACACAAAAGGCCCUAUAGCCUUAAAAUUGUCACAUCCUUGCCUGGAAGACCACAACAGUUACUGUAUCAACGGUGUCUGUGCCUUCCAUCAUGAGUUGAAGAAAGCCCUAUGCAGGUGUUUUACUGGUUAUACAGGAGAAAGGUGUGAGCAUUUGACCUUAACUUCAUAUGCUUUGGAUUCUUAUGACAAAUACAUUGCAAUUGGGAUUGGCGUUGGAUUAUUAUUAAGUGGUUUUCUUGCUAUUUUUUACUGCUACAUUAGAAAGAGGUGUCUAAAAUUGAAAUCGCCUUACAAUUUCUGUUCUGGAGGAAGACCACUGUGAUGCCUUUGUAAGAAAUUUUCAUGAGGCAUUUGUAAAAAUCAGCGGGCCCAAAAUUGAAAUCUUCAAAAGAAACGAAACUUCCCACGCUGGCUAGACUCGAAAAUAACGGAAGUUGGGAUCAUGAUGAAAUGAGAGGAUAAACUUCAACAGUGAUCUUUAGACUUUGCCAUUUUUGGGAUGCCAUGGGAGCCCCAUGAAUCAAGCUUACAGUGACAGAAGUCAAGUUCAUAGGACUACUUUGGGUGUGUUGCUGUUGUUGUGUGGUUAUUGUUCUCACUGCAGAGAGACUGAGUAUUGUGCUUCUGACCAUGUCAGAUGUGAAUUUUCAUGAGAAUAAUGGUCAACCUUGCACAAGCCAGAGCAAUGCCACAUUUGGGGUCUUCACUUGCUUGCUACCAGUUUUUCAGACCUCUGCUCUGUGGAGCUAAUCUCAAAAAUGCUACUUUUAUGGUGUCUCAGAGGAUGUGAUGUCAACUAUUAGGAAGAGAUCAGUGUUAUGGAACCUUCAGUGAACCAAACAUGUGCCUGGAGUCUAAGCUAGAGAUAAGAAAAUGGAAUGUCCGAGGCAGACAUACAUCAUACACGGCUUGUGACAACACUACGGAAACUUUAUGUGUGAAAUAUGGAAUAAACUACAGAGUUUCUGGCUGAAAGGUAUCUGGAGAUCAAGCCCUGAGUAGGCAAAAUAUUUCUGUUUCUGAAUGGAUUAUAAAACGAGUUGGACAUUGGUCUCCUAAUGCUUAUGUCCAUCACUUCCUCCUAUUAUUAGUGGAAUUACCCAUUUGGACUGAAAUUCUAGAAUUCUACUAAUAAAUGAAAUUCUACACUUGGCCCUAAAAGAGAAACUGAGAAAUCGGACACAGGAAUUUUUUCAUCGGCCGACAGCACGUGGAAACCUUCUUUACCAUUUCUGAAUACUUGAUAGCAGAUUUGCACAUAGAGAAAGAAAAUGAAACGGUGGUAGAAAUAACUAUUUGGGAAGUAAGGUCCUUCCUCUUUAAUCAUAUUUCUUCCAUGUAGUUAGAAUAAUCUUGGGCAGGACCCUUAAUUUCUUUGAGCUUCAGUUUCAUUUUCUACAAGGCCCUUCUAGCUCUAAAAUUUGACAGUGAGAGAAGAAAAAUUUCCAUAUCUGUGCUGCAAGUGGGAUUAUUCUCAACCCCACCUCUAAACCCAAAA